Messenger RNA from Rhododendron vialii, 1089 nucleotides. RefSeq lists its product as uncharacterized. NCBI's taxonomy places the organism in Eukaryota, Viridiplantae, Streptophyta, Magnoliopsida, Ericales, Ericaceae. The record is from RefSeq and is a predicted model, not a curated record. The transcript has 5 exons. Gene Ontology annotation, molecular function: protein binding; mRNA binding. Bases 167 to 853 code for a protein of 228 amino acids.
AUUAAAUGGAAGCCACAUACACCAAACGUCAAUCAAAAAUAGCCCUCUCCCUCUAUCCACCCACACACAAGCCACAUAUGAAUUGAAGAUCAAAAGGUCACAGUUUCAUUGCCACACAGUGUGAAGUUAAGAGCAACUUCUAUCUAAUCUUCUUCCACCCCAAAAAAUGCAAGUAUCUGUAGGAGGAGGCCAGUAUCCUCUUUGCAGAGCUAAAAUUCCAAACCCUCAGAGCUGUUCUUCCUCUCUCUUCUUCUACUCAAAAUCUUGCACUCAUUGUUACCUCCUGCCCUCUCUAGUAUCGAAAAAUAUACCCAUAGGUAAACUACAAUAUUGCAGUGUGUAUGAAACCGGACCGAUAAAUAUUCAGAGGAACGUUGGUGCCAUUUAUGCUUCUGAGGCUGGGGCUGAGACCAGUACUACUGCUGCAGAAACAAAUGAUGCAGAAAGAUGGCUUCUUGAACCUGCAGGUGAUGGUGACUCAAGACACAUAGGUUUUAAGGUCUCAAUGCCGGGUGCAUUUGAAAUAGCUUCAAGUGCAGUGACCGUUGGGCGCCUACCAGAGAAAGCAGAUGUCGUAAUUCCUGUCGGAACAGUAUCAGGUGUGCAUGCGCGCAUUGAGAAGAAGGAUGGGGUUCUGUUGGUAACCGAUUUGGACAGCACAAAUGGUACAUUUAUCGGCGAAAAACGGCUCAAACCUGGUGUUGCUGCUCCAAUGUCCUCCGGAAGUUAUAUUACAUUUGGGGAUACCAAUCUAGCGAUUUUCCGUGUUUCAAAGCUUGAGAAUGCUGAAGUUCCCGGAAAAUCAGAAGAAUCCGAAGCUAAAACAGAGGACAGUUCAGUGACCACAGGCUAAAAUCAUAGGGUAUGUAUCAUGCCUAAGAGUGCUGGGAUGUUAGCGUAUUAAAUUGAGGAGGAGGUUGAAAUGAUUAAUUUUUAUUAGAGAGUGUAAGGAAAAAUGGGGACUCGAGAAUUUUUUCCGAGUUCAAAUAGAAUCACCCUUUUCGUUUUGUGGGUCUUGCUGUCGGGGACACGCUCGUCUUGUAAUGAAAAUCUAUUUUGGGUGGAUUAGUAGAGAAAAAAACUUGUGUA